CUUAUUGCUGGGGCAGUCACCCUUAGUCCAUUUUGUUAAGGAAUCAUCCUUUCCUUUAUGCUCUUUGAUAUAGAGGAAGAAACAUAGAGGCAAGUCUUCUGAGAAUGGGUUUGAUGGCAAUUAGGAAAGCCACUCUCCUCUUCAUCAUCUUAGUGUCGCUUGCAUCAUCCUCGCUUGCAGGCAGGCAAAAGAUUUUAAUGGAUGAAUCCACCGUACAAGUAGAAGAUAUGGCUAAGGAUACGCCCAAAGAGGCUUGGGACAGUGAAGAGGCCCUGGUUGUUCAUCCCAGGAUUCUCACAGUUAAAACAAAUGACUACGGGAGAUACGAUCCUGCUCCAGCUCUUAGAAAGCCUCCUUUCAAGCUCAUACCGAACUGAUGUGACAAUCUCCAUAUAUAGAUACUAUUGUGAUAUAGAUAAUUCAGUGCUUCAAGCUUCAUGGCUAGACUCAUUACAUGAGAUAGUCAUCACCAUAAACACUAUUGUGAUAUAGAUAUGCAGUUCUAUAUAGCUAGAGAAGAAAUAUACUAACUAAAUGUAACAUAUCCCUACAUAUGGUGGUUCAACCUUAGAUAUUUUAUCCUUGUACGUGUAAUAUUAUGUAUGCCAGAAACAUAAAUAUAUAAGGGAUUUUGCUUUAGUA
Elaeis guineensis (African oil palm) is the source of this 642-nucleotide messenger RNA. Its product is annotated as protein CASPARIAN STRIP INTEGRITY FACTOR 1. The record is from RefSeq and is a predicted model, not a curated record. NCBI's taxonomy places the organism in Eukaryota, Viridiplantae, Streptophyta, Magnoliopsida, Arecales, Arecaceae.